UGAACAUUCUUCACCACGCCGAUCUCGUAGACGAAAGUCGUAAGCAAAGAGGAUGAAGCGGGCGCCUCCUGUCGUGCCACUCUUGUCCCCGUACUGCGACGAACUUGGAAGUCAAUAUUGGGAACUGUAAUUCAGAUUCAUAGGAGUUCAUAGGGUGCAUCCGACCCCUUAUCUGUUACACAUCGAGGGCUGUUGGUGAACGUAUGUGAAUGUAUCAAUCCGAGGGCCUUUCCCCUCUCGGACAUGGUAUAUCACAUUGACACGAGGAUCCGAGGUGCGUGUACGACGCAUGCUAUACUUGUUUCCUGACAGGACCGCUAAGCACAAUCCCGCAGAUUCAGUUGUUCACUUUCACUCUUGGUGCACUUGCGAUUAUCCAUAGGUUAAAGCCUACCUGUAUUCCUUCUGGUACGCUUUGCUGCACGAGAUGGAGCCAACCAACGAGGAUAUUGAAGCGCAAAUUGAGCUACAUCGUGCUGCUAUUGAGGGUCUGACGAAGGCCUACGAAGAGGCCGUCCAAGCACAUCACUGCGCCAUCGCCAUUCAACGCCGGUUACUUAACUCACGACUUCCGGUCGCCAGACUACUCCCUGAGCUUCUUGCAGAGGUGUUCUACCAUCAUGUCACGGCCGUCUGGCAUCGUGAUGAGCCGGAUGCUUGCUUCAAGAUAAGCCACGUUUGCCAUUAUUGGCGAUCUCUGAUGUUGCAGCUCCCAACAUUGUGGAAGUACGCCACGUUUCCCAUGUCCCAGCUAGUGCCGACGAUGCUGGCUCGCUCUCAGCGAGUGCCUUUAGAGAUGGUAGUCAAACGCAUGAAAGCCUCGGCGGACCUUCCAACCUUUAGAGAAAUGAUGAAGGCGAAUUCUCAUCGCAUUCGCCAUCUCGAGAUGCAUUUGACAUGUGCAGAGAUAGACACGCUUACAGACUUCAAGUUCACCUCACUUUCGCUGCUUCGUCAUCUUCGCCUGACAGCAAAGGACCAGGCAGACUCCAACGACCAACUGGAGCUUCCAUCCAUGUUUAAUACACUCAACCAUCAGUUGCACCUAGAAUCUCUGACUCUCGAAGGGUUUCACAAACCGUGGUCAAGUCCAAUUUUCUGUGCAUCACUUAGGCACCUCUUCAUUGUCAAACCAUUCGAGGCUGCCGAAGGUAUCGAGGAUCUCAACCUCCUGAUGGACGUGCUCGCGAACCUCCCUUCCCUUCAGACGUUGUCGAUUAACAAUGCUUUACCACGCUUAUUCCUGCGUCAAAUCGAAGCCCCUCAUAGCGUUCAUAGUGUCAAGUUUCCCAACUUGACACGUUUGACAGUCGAGGAUGACAUCCUGGAACUUGCCGAAUUCCUGGCUCACGUCUCUAUUCCCUCAUCCGCAGAUAUCAAGGUCGGGUUCGAAGGCAAGGAAGUUUACUGGAAAGGUCUUCCGAGCCUCGCAAUCUCCAUGAGCCAAUUCCUUGUUCCGACUGAAGAUCGGCCAUCAUUUCUCACAUCCUUCGUUGUUCGUACGAUCCGCAAAGAUGACAAACUCAACGUAUACAUGGACGGUUACGACAAGCCAAUACGCAUGUCAAGUGCUGAAAUUUCCUCCGAUAGUCCGCCUCGAAUCACGCUCGGUCCUAUCCCGCUAGGAAAAGGUAUCACAACAGAGGACGUAUUUGGCGAUUUCUUCGCCGGUCUACCUCUCAUGCAUAUUCGUCACUUAUCUGUUGACGACCUCUUGGGCAUGAACGGUUCGGGCGUCCUGUGGGAUCAGGUUGCUAAAAACCUACCCAAUCUGCAAGUUCUACGCUUAUGCGGUAAAUCCAUUACUGUUUUGCCCAGGCUCCUCGUGCAAAGCCAGCCUCCACAAGAUAGCAAACCGGAAGGCGGGUCGGAGAUGAAGGAAGUCCCACCACCUUCUCCUACGCAGGUUCCAUUGCUACUUCCACGUUUGCAGAGCCUCGUCCUGGAUUGUAGUAGUAGUGGCGACGUUGACGACGAUGUCCGUGAGGAGCUUUGCAAAUCCUUCAGAGCGAGAAGGGCUGCCUUCACGGACUCUUCAUUCGCUUUCUCGAAUCUCACGUUGCUGAAACAGAAGGAUUCCACACUAAGUGACGGUGAUCGUGGGCUCUUACAAGCGGUUGAGGAGAUGUGCUCUCAAGGAGGACGUUAUUCAUGUCUACCGCCGGACCCGGACGUUCCAAUGAAAGACGAUACGGGCGCACAGGUGUCUGGUGCAGGGGCAUUGGCAGACCCUCAGAUGUUCUCUUUUGACUUUUCGCAACAUUGACGUGUAUACAGUAUUUAGAAUGCGAUGGUAGAUAUAAAUGUAUUUUUUAGUAAAGUUUCUUGGGCAGUCUUUUCGUUCACUCAUCAUGUACUUACUUUGGAGUUUCCCCCUUGGAUGACUGUAAUUUAGUUGUAUUAUCACAUAGCGAAUGUGUCUUUGUUUUGUGGUGACUUCCCUACCUGACAGCUCUCAACUUCAAGAGUCAAUAUGACGGAAGACUGUACAUGAC
Molecule: messenger RNA, 2495 nt
Organism: Somion occarium
Lineage: Eukaryota; Fungi; Basidiomycota; Agaricomycetes; Polyporales; Cerrenaceae
Source: the annotation of a GenBank genome assembly